Molecule: messenger RNA, 1158 nt
Organism: Rasamsonia emersonii CBS 393.64
Lineage: Eukaryota; Fungi; Ascomycota; Eurotiomycetes; Eurotiales; Trichocomaceae
Product: S-adenosylmethionine-dependent methyltransferase
Exons: 3
Coding region: 1-1158 (385 amino acids)
Biological process (GO): peptidyl-lysine monomethylation; peptidyl-lysine dimethylation
Cellular component (GO): cytoplasm
Molecular function (GO): protein-lysine N-methyltransferase activity
Source: RefSeq, a predicted model, not a curated record
AUGGCUUCGACAAACGAUGGCGACGGCAAUGGCGACAACUCUCAUCCCCCGUAUCUUCCGCCUAAGUACAUUGCCUCGAAACGGAAUCAGUCAACGACAACGACGACGACGCAACCUGCGGACGAUGGCGAUGGCGAUAAUAACAUGGACGUGGACGCGGACGGGGACAUGGAUGUCGACGUCGACGACGACGACGACCCCGGUACGUCCUGGUUUGCAGAGCACAAAGCGCCCGAGAAGGUAUUGCGGUUCCUCACGUCGAAAAAGUUUCCUCUCUCGCCGCGGAACACGAUCCCGAGUACGCGGCGACGACGGCCGCAACAGCAGCAGCGGCAGCAUCGUGAGCCUAGCAUCCUCGACCUGGGCACCGGGAAUGGCAGCAUGCUUGCCCUGCUCCGCAAGAAAGGCGGGUUCAAGGGUCCCAUGGUCGGGGUCGAUUACUCGCCGCAGAGCGUGCAGCUGGCGCGGGAGCUGCAGCGAUUGAAGCUGCAUUCGGCGUAUGAGUCGGGAUUGGAAUCUGAGGAGGAAGAGGAGGAAGAAGACUACGAGGAUUUGGAUGCCAUCGGCGGUGCAUCCCACCCCAGCAGUGACAACCACACCCCCGACCCAGAUGACGAAGAGCACGAGGAGCUCGUGGCCGCAGACGACGUCGGCUCGGCUCAGGCCGUCCGCGUCUCGGACGAAAUCCGCUUCGAGGAGUGGGAUAUCCUUGCGCCGGGGAACGAGGAAGCUCUGACAACAGCGUCGUCGGGCGCAAACAGAAUCGACUGGUUCCCCUACAAAACAGGCGGUUUCGACAUCGUCCUCGACAAGGGCACCUUUGACGCCGUCUCCUUGUCGGCAGACGUCAUCGACGACGACGAGGAUGACGACAAGGAAAAAGAAAAGAAAGGCGACAAACGCGUCCAGCGGCGCGUCUGCGAACGCUACCCGCGCAUCGCGACAAAACUGGUCCGCAAGGGCGGCUUCCUGGUCGUCACGAGCUGCAACUGGACGGAGGACGAGCUGAUUCGGUGGUUUACGGCGAGGAACGAUCAAGAUGAAAAGGAUGGGCUCGACGUCUGGGAUCGCAUCGAGUAUCCGCGGUUCCGGUUCGGGGGGCAGGAAGGUCAGGGGGUUUGUACGAUAGAUGUGGAUAUAGAUGUAGUUAUGGAAUGA